AAAAAGAUAAGCAAAAGAAGAAGAGAAGAUAGAACACGAACUGUCUGACUGACAGGACGGUCCACCACUUAAUUUCCCCGAAGGACCGAGGUCGAGGUCCCACAUGUCAUGCACCCACCCCUUCCACUCGUCUCCCCGGCUUCCUGUUCCUAUUCAUCCUCCGAUGGUCCGAUCCCAGCACCAAUCCACCACCAUGGCCACCACCUCCACCUCCGGCGACCCCGCCGCCGCCAGCGAACAAGCCCCAUCCCCAUCACAGGAGCGCGCUCAGCGUCGCCACCCGACCCCCCGCAUCUGUCACAUCGUGCGCACCUACCUCGACCUCUCUUCCAAUUCCAAGAAGCGGCGCGCAGCUCCCAAGAGCCAGCCCAAGGCUGGCGGCCAAGAAACGAAUGAGGCCAGAGACGAAACGGACGGGGGAAAGGCGGGGGCGCCCCCGGCGCAGCCGUCGCGACUGCUCCGGGAGCUGGGAAUCCGCGUCUCCCGCUACACGCACGAGGAGCGCCGGGACAUCAUCCUCCGCUACAUGCAGAAGCGGAGCGGCCGCCAGGCCGUCAACCGCGCGGCCAGUAAGGUCCCAUCGCGGCAGGCUCUGGCGGAGCGGCGGCGAAGGGGGGCAGGUGGGAAGUUCCUCGGCAAGGAGGACGUGCAGACUGCAGAUAAACCCGAAGAAAAGCUGGAAGAAGAGCCAGAACUGCCACCAGAUGUUGUCUCGAAUGCUGGAGGAGUACCCAUAGUUGGAAUGGUUUUUGAGAAUGAAGAAAAAGCAUACGAAUAUUAUGUUAGUUAUGCAGGAAAUGUGGGAUUUAGUGUACGAAAAGGAUGGUGGGACAAAACUUCUAAAAGUGCCACUAGGUCAAGGGUCUAUGUCUGUUCUAGGGAGGGCUUUCGCUCGAAGAAUGAGGCCAAGAGGCCUCGCCCAGAGACAAGGAUGGGUUGCCCUGCACGAAUAGCUAUUAAGUUAACACCUAUUGGUAAAUAUCGAGUAACGGAAUUUGUGGAGGAUCAUAAUCACCAGCUUGCUGCACCAUUUGAUAUUGAGAUGCUGAAGUCACAGAGAGUGCUGACCAAGGUUCAACCUGGAAACCAAAAUGCUAGUAACAUUCCUCCAGGGUACAAGAAUUAUCUUCGGUCCAAGUCUACAAAAGAUAUGAAAUCAGGGGAUCUCAGAGCUCUGAUGGAUUAUUUCCGAAGAAUGAAGAGUGACAAUCCCUCGUUUUAUUAUGCCAUUCAGGUGGAUGAAAAUGACAAAGCGGCUAAUGUCUUCUGGGCUGAUGCAAGAUCAAUCAUGGACUAUCACUACUUCUGUGACGUGAUCUGCUUCGACAUGAUCUACAAAGUGAAUGACUGCAGCAGGCCCUUAGCUUUGUUUCUAGGAAUGAACCAUCAUAGGCAAAUGGUCAUAUUUGGUGCUGCUUUUCUGUAUGAUGAGACUGUUGAAUCUUUCAAGUGGCUUCUUGAGACCUUUAAGAGUGCCAUGUGUGGGAAACAACCAAAGGUAAUUUUGACAGAUCGAUCUGCGCCUUUGAAGGAAGCACUGAGUCUCACUUGGCCUGGUACUAUUCGCCGUUCCUGUGUGUGGCAAAUAUACCUGGAGACUGUUAAGUCCUUAGCAGAUAUUUUUAGCACUUCUGAAGAAUUCACAUAUGAUUUUAGACACUGUGUAUUUGAUAUCGAGGAUGAACAAGAGUUUGUUGACACAUGGAAUGUGAUAAUGGAGAAAUACGACCUUAAAGAGAAUGAAUGGUUAACUAAGCUUUAUGAAGAUCGGGAAAACUGGGCCUUGCCAUACAGUCUGCAAAUAUUCUCUGGGGACAUUAAAAGCAUGCUACAGGCUGAGAAUUUUGGCACUAGGCUCAAAGAGUACUUGGGUUGCGAUACUGAUAUAUCCCUUUUUCUGAAGUUCUUUGAAAGUUCAGGAGAGAAGAGGAGACAAGAAGAGAUGCAAGCUGAUUACCAAGCCAAUCAAGCAGCGCCAAGAAUAUCUUUGCCAUUUCUAUGGCAGGCUGCGAAUUUGUAUACCCCAGUAAAUUUUGAGUUAUUUAGAAAGGAAUAUGAACUAAGUGUGGACUGUAUGGCUUAUGGCUGUGGGGAGUUUGGCUCUCUUUCUGAAUAUAUGGUUACCGUCAAGAACAAAACUAAGGACCAGCUUGUGCGAUUUGACUCAUUAGAUGAUACAGUUGCAUGCACUUGUAAAAAAUUUGAAAAUGCUGGAUUAGUAUGCUGCCAUAUAUUAAAAGUGUAUGAGUUGAGAAAUGUUAAAGAGAUUCCCGCACAGUAUUUUCUGAAGAGGUGGAGGAAAGAUGUAAAGUUGGUGAGAAUGGAUGAAAUUGCUGAGUUUAAUUUUGACAGUGACACAAAAUCUUCUGUUCCAGGACGUUAUUCAGUUCUAUGCCGCUUGUUCUAUAAGAUUGCUGCCAAGGCUGCAGAGAACAUAGAGACAUUUGCUCUGAUGGCAAGCCAGUCAGAUCAACUUCUUGCAGAAGUAGAAACAACUUUGCAAUCUACACUGGCUGACAAGUCAUCUGGAUUUUCCAUCAAGGACCAGUUAACUCACAUGGUCCAGAAUGGCUAUCUACUUAGUAGUGGCAAUGAAGCUCAGAGUUCUACUGGAAAGAAGUGUGAAGUUGCUCGCCGUAAAAAUGAUUUGGAAACUAAUAAGCGAAAGAAAGCAAGAAAAGGGCAACCUGAUGAAACAGAGGCUGGACCAAGAGAAGGAGAGCUGAAUAUUACACCAGGAAGUAACCAAUCAGAGCCAAAGAAUGCAUCAAACCCAUUCCUCCCAGAUCAAUUAAUGCAGGGACAUUAUGUACUUGGUCACAACUUUGGGCUUGGUAGCUCACAGAACCUUCAUGAUAAUUUGAAUCAGUUUGGUCAGGCCUCCUCUGUUUCAACCCUGCAACAGCAGCCAUUUCCUGGGAAUGGUCAUCUCACCCAAGGAUAUCCUGGUGAUAUGCAUGCGUUGCAAUUUGUGGAGACAACUCCCCAAAUCGACAAUCAGAAUGGUGAUCAGGGUCAGUCAUCAAUACCAGUGUGGGAUUUUCUUUGAUGCACCACCUUAGAUAGAAUUUCAGUAGGUAAAAAAGUGAUAGCCUCCUGCUUGGGCACUUUGUUAUCCUUCCCAACACGCAAGAGGGUCACAGUUCACCUAGGUUGAAAGAACAUAGGACUGCUGGUCUCUCAGUGACAGGUUUUCAUCUUCCAUUUUCAUUAUCAUGAGCUGCCUUAGAACUAGAUAUGUAUGGUGGAAUUCGGUGUACUAGGAGCUGAAUUUUCAUUUUCCUUAAGUUGUCCAUCCCAAAAGGGGCUUAUGUAUAUAAUUGGCUAUCUGUAAAAUUGUGAAUACUAGAUUAGGUUGCUCCCAGCGAUGCCGAAUGCAUUAUUACGGCACAAUAUAUUCUGUCAGGGAUUGUAACUAGCGAGGGCUGUUCACCUUAUACUAACUAGCAAAAUGGCCCGUGCAAUUCUCGGUUAGAUUUGAAAUAUAUAACUCGAAUUCUUGUGACA
Messenger RNA from Phragmites australis (common reed), 3507 nucleotides. Its product is annotated as protein FAR1-RELATED SEQUENCE 5-like. Lineage: Eukaryota; Viridiplantae; Streptophyta; Magnoliopsida; Poales; Poaceae. Bases 104 to 3049 code for a protein of 981 amino acids. Gene Ontology annotation, biological process: regulation of DNA-templated transcription. The transcript has 7 exons. Gene Ontology annotation, molecular function: zinc ion binding. The record is from RefSeq and is a predicted model, not a curated record.